AUGAUCACCAAGUUCUUCAGCAAAAUAGUGGUCAAAUUCGAUCCUUUUGGGCCAGAGGCCAAGUGCGCCCGGUCCUUCAUCAGUUUGAUUUCGCCAAAGCUCCGUCAAACGUGCCCUGUGGACCUGGAAGUUCUCCCCAAAGCCAGCACCAAGUCUCCUCUGCUCAAGGUGACGUUCAAAGAUAAGACCUCUAUGGAGGGAAACCCGGCUGAACAAUCGUUUGACGACUUCGCCCAGAUGCUCGACAGACACUCCAGACAACUACAGUUCAAAGAAGACGCUAACAAAUAG
Ogataea philodendri is the source of this 291-nucleotide messenger RNA. RefSeq lists its product as uncharacterized. Lineage: Eukaryota; Fungi; Ascomycota; Pichiomycetes; Pichiales; Pichiaceae. The transcript has a single exon. The record is from RefSeq and is a predicted model, not a curated record. Bases 1 to 291 code for a protein of 96 amino acids. Gene Ontology annotation, cellular component: mitochondrial large ribosomal subunit. Gene Ontology annotation, molecular function: structural constituent of ribosome.